GGCUGGCACAGUGCUGGCUGCGGCAUUCAUUGCAUUUGACCUUCGCACAGCUCGUAAAACUUAUCAGUGCACCAAGUGCUGCAGUUGCAUACAGCGGUGCGACGCGUACACUCGCAUACUAAAGCUGACACAGGCUGCACACUGCUGACACAGAGGCACGCAGAGGCACGCGGACAGUGCAACCGCUCGCCGCACGCUGCAAAACACUGCAUGAACAUCGCACUAGCACUCAUCAUCAUGGCCACUCGCAGCGCCAGCGCCCUGUCGGCCCUGCCCGCCGCGUCGCAGUGCCGCGUGGCCGUGUGCGGCGCGGGCGUCGCCGGCGCGCUGACGGCGCGGCGCUUAGCGGAGGCCGGCAUGUCCGUGACGUGCUUCGAGGCCGGCCGCGGUCCCGGCGGCCGCACGUCGUCGCGGCGGACGGACCUGGGGCACUUCGACCACGGGGCGUCGUAUUUUGCGCCGAAGACGGAAACGUUCGCCAAGACCGUUGAGGAAUGGGUGGCCGCCGGUGCUGCUGCGGAGUGGCGCGGCCGCUUCGGCACGCUGCGCGACGGCGCCUUCCGGCUCGACGAAGACGCGCCGCCGCGCUACGUCGGCACGCCGCGCAUGAGCGCCAUCCCGCGCCACCUUCUCGCGCACGAAGGAAUUACUUGCGUCUACGGCACGCGCGUCAAAGGUGCUGAUUUCAACGAUGGCUGGACGCUCCGCGACGCGAGCGGCAAAGAACUCGGCCGCUUCGACGCGCUAGUCAGCUCGGACCGCCUCAUGGCCUCUGUAGCUGGACUUCCGGCGCCGCCAGCAGUUGACACGGUGCUCCCAGAGUUAAAUGACCUGCCGUCGUUCGCGGGCGCGGCGAGCAAGGUCGAGUCGAGCCGCGCGCUCGUGCUGAUGCUCGGGUUCGCGGGCGCGGUCGGAGACAUUCCGUUCGACGCCGCGCUCGUCGAGGGCGACGACGUCGUGUCUUACGUUUCGCGCGACUCGUCGAAGCCUGGCCGAAGUGGCGAGCUCUGGACGGUGCACGCGACGCCGGAGUUCGCCGAGCGGACGCUCACGGCCGCCGCGGCCGAGGAGGACCCGCGAUCCGCGCUCCAGAAGAAGGCGCCUGAGCUCGUCGCCGCCAUGUCGCGCCUCCUGGCGCCGUGGGUCCCGGAGCUGCCUCCUCCAGACAUCGCCGUGGCGCACCGCUGGGGCGCCGCGUUCCCGAGCAAACCAGAAGACGGUACUCCCCCGGCGAUCUCCGAGCUCGGCGGGCGGUUCGUCGCCGUCGGGGACUAUCUCGUGGGGCCCCGCGUCGAGGGCGCGGCCGCGUCGGCCGAGGCCGGGGCGAAGCUUCUGAUUGGGGCUUGUGCGUAGUAUUAUUGUUACGGUGCUAGACUAGUGGCUUGUCUAGCGCGUCAUACACUCUAG
Pelagomonas calceolata is the source of this 1407-nucleotide messenger RNA. The record is from the annotation of a GenBank genome assembly. Lineage: Eukaryota; Pelagophyceae; Pelagomonadales; Pelagomonadaceae.